GUCGCUAGGGUGAAGCUCUUUCCAGUGCAAGUAGAAGAUAAUGGGCAGUAUGUGUGUGCCGUGACAAGCGAUGGUGUCUAUCAAGAAGCUAUCAUCCAGGUGACUGUUCCAGGUUUUGGAUCUGCACCUCACGUAACUAUAGAACAUCAGCAGAAUAAUUCAACCACUCUGAGAUGUGUGUCCCAAGGGUGGUACCCACAGCCUGAAGUACGCUGGACGGACAGCACAGGACAAAAAAUAACUGUUAUGGCUGAAACAAGAAUCCAGAAAGAUGUGACAGAGCUGUAUCAAAUCCAUAGUACACUCAGGGUAGCAGAUACUGCUACUGACACCAUCUCAUGCACUAUAAUAAACCCCUUGCUGAAGAGGCACCACAAAACAGUUAUUGCAAUUUCAGGUUUCUUUGAUGUGGAGGCAGAACAUGGCAUCAUUACAGCUGUAAUUGGAGAAAAUGCUGUUCUUCCCUGUCGGCUGAUUACAAAACAUCUGCCACCCAGCAUGGAGCUGCAGUGGAGGAAAGUUGGACCUGGGAAGGAUGAGACAAUCUAUCUCUACCGCUAUGAUGAAAGCAGACCCCUGGUUAAUACUUAUCCACAGGAUGACAAAUGCUCAGUGGGUUAUUUGUCUCCAAAUGGAGUCAACAGCAGAGAAUGGAUCAGGAAGAAAUAUGAAAAAAAGGCAAAAGUUUUUAAAGGAAAGGAGUUUGGGAAAGGAAAUAUUUCUCUGCAACUGAACAAUAUUCAGGUGGAAGACAAAGGAAAAUAUGUAUGUUCUGCCACAGCCAACUCAUUUCACAGAGAGAGCAUCACUGAAGUCUUGAUUAGAGAAUUUAAAGACUUUUCUCCUCAACUGGAUAGACUAGACAGUAUGAAAAGAAGGGUGGCUAAGUUUCCAAUCAAAGGAGUGUUUAGGAAAGAGGCUUAA
Messenger RNA from Mauremys reevesii (Reeves's turtle), 924 nucleotides. RefSeq lists its product as uncharacterized. The transcript is spliced from 4 exons. Lineage: Eukaryota; Metazoa; Chordata; Testudines; Geoemydidae. The coding region runs from base 247 to 924 and encodes 225 amino acids. The record is from RefSeq and is a predicted model, not a curated record.